UGCCUAGCAACGGUACACAACUACGGGGCAAACAGCUGAGUUGUGUACAUCAGUUUGUGUUCUGUCUUGGUUUCAUUCAGUUCACAAGCAGGGCUCGGUCUCUUUACAUCCACUUUUAGACGUUUUCCGAGGACCACAACAACUUUGCCAUGGCUCUGCCGUUUCUGCCAGGGAAUUCCUUCAACCCAAACUUGGGUAAAACCAAGUUCCACAAGUCGCAGUUGUUUGACUACCGUAACGACAUCUCCACGAUGGUUGGCGAGCACAAGUCCGGUAUCGGCGGCGCGCCUCUUCCCGGACAGAAGCUGAAGCCACGACACAGCGCUUUCCCCAGCGGAGAGGGCAGCGACAAGCCCGCAUGGCUCGCCUUCGACAGACAGGUGCUGAGUUUCGACGCGUACUUCCAGGAGGCAGUGAAUGAGAAGCGAGAAGAACAGUUCCGAGUGAGGAAGUGUAAAGUCUACUUCUACCUGGAGGAUGACUCCAUACAGGUCAACGAACCACAGGUCAAAAACAGCGGCAUCCCACAAGGUACCCUGAUCCGUCGGCACCGCAUCCCCCUCCCCCCUCCCAAUGAGGACGAGUAUUACACCGUUGAGCACUUCAACGUUGGGAAGGAGAUCACGCUCUACGGGCGCACCUUCAAACUCACCAACUGUAACCAGUUUACAGCAAACUUCCUACGCAAACUGGGAGUACAGGUGAAUCUGCCAGAGGGCACGCCGACCGACCCGUACUCUAACUACCGUAAGCAGCUGGAUGACAGCAUGCAGCCACUGCGCCCCUACGAGCGCUACGACACGCUCAAACAGUUCCUGGACAAUGACGGAAAGGUGCUGCGUUUCUACUGUUACUGGGACGACUCCGAUGCGAUGUUCGGAGACUCCCGUGAGAUGGUCAUGCACUACUUCCUCGCAGACGACACCAUCGAGAUCCGGGAGAAAAUCACGCCCAACUCCGGACGGGACGCUGCGCCCAAGUUCCUCAACAGAGCUCGGCUGCCCAAGAAUGCCCCGACCCCUCUAAACCAGCCUGGUGAGAAAACAGACCGUACCGUGCUGAACGUUUUUGGACCAACAGGACACGGAGGGCGCUACAUCCUGGAUAGUCUCAAGACGGGAGCAGUUCACCUUGACUUCUACCACGAUGGAGACCUGACGAUCGGGAGUGUGAUUAACGUGUGGGGCCGUAAGAUGGUCAUCUGUGACUGUGAUGAGUUCACUCGCGAGUACUACCGCUCCAAAUACGGCAUCACUGAAUUUGGGCCGAUGGCGUACAAGGCGCCUGCACCAGGCCGCCCUGGCCGCGUGGUUCCGCCAUACAACGGUUUUGGCUCGGAGGAGGACUCUCUCUGCUCCUGCGCUGGCCUCAUCCCCAAACCUCCCCGCAGGGACUUCAUCAAGUUUAUGGAGAAGGACAGACAUGGCUUGGAGAGUAACGUGCUCCGGUUCAUGGCCCGUAUGGACACCACCAAGCCCAUCGACGCCGACCGUCGCUUCAUUAUCUCCUACUUCCUUUCCGACGACACUCUGCUGGUCUUUGAGCCUCCAGUCAGGAACUCUGGUGUGAUCGGUGGAAAGUUCCUUGAGCGUGGCCGCGUGAAGAAGCCCGGCCAGGAGCUGUACAAGUCCGAGCCCUCGGCGUACUACCUGGCACAGGACCUGUUCGUUGGUGCGAAGGUGCAGUUCAACAACCACAUCUUUGUGCUGAUCGACGCUGACGAGUACGCCUUCAGGUACAUGGAGAAACACAGCCCUGAGUUCCCAGUGGCACAUGUGCACAACAUCCUGGGCAAGCUGAAGGACCAGGCCCUGAAGAACACGGACGAGAUCAAACAGUUCUUCCUCAGGAAUGAUCCCAACAGCACCGGACAGAUCCCAUACGAAGUCUUCAGGAAUCUGCUGACUCAGGUUUGCGGGAACAAGCUUGUCGAGCAUGAGAUCAUGACUCUCGGCCGGUACUUCAGCGAGCGUCAGGACGAACAGGUGAACAUGAACGUUCUACUGGGCGUGGCACAGGAGCAGCUCCGCAAGCACAACUUCGAGAACUUCACACGCCUCAAACAACUCAUGAUGCACCACGAUACAAGCAGGACUGGAAACAUCACAAGGAAGAAGGUGAGGAUGGUGUCCAAGGCCUUCCACGUUCCCGUCUCUGAUGAUCUGCUGAGAGCAAUCCUGGAGAAGCUUGCUGGUACAGAUGACACACCCAUGAACUACCAGGAGUUCGUGGAUCUGUUGAACUGGAGAGAGAACCCAGUGGAACCGCUACACUACACAGCCGCACCCACCACGCUUGACAAGUGGGUUGGAGCUGAGAGCAGAGACAAUGUGAUGAUGGUCCAGUACACACCACUGAUGGGGGAAAUAUUCGGCGCAAACAUGAGCGACUCUUAACUCCUCAUACUGUUUAGCCAUACCCCAGCAGUUCUCAAAAUAUAUAUGGUAAAAAUAGGGGGAAUGAGAGAGAGAAAAUAAAGAAGAAAGUACACGUCGGAAGAGUUAGACUGUAUAAAUGUGCUGCCACUUAUAAUGUACAGUUCAGAAAGUUUCAGUAUUGGUCUUACAUUUGUAACAUCGUAACAAGUUGUAGCAUUGUCAGAGAAAGGGGAAAAUGUGUUACAAAAUUGUUCUGGCCAAAAGAGGGUCUUGCUCAAUGCUUGUUGGUGAAAUUUUAACCAUUUAUUGUGCCUUAUAACUUGGAAGCUGAAGCAAACACUGUACAUUUGCACACUCUACAGUCAGACAAUAUUGUAGUAACAUGAAUUCUGAACUUGUAUAGAACAAAAUGUGUUAGAUUAAAACAGAAACUUACUUAUACCCCAGAUUGUGCCUUAUCCAAGUCAAGAGUAUGGAAUACUUAGUAAGAGAAGUUAUUCCAUGUGUAACUUGUUUAUAGAAUGGUGGUUAUGGUUUUAUGAAUUCAAAACAUUUCGUCCAUGUAUAUAGAGAUUCCUUAUGACUAAAAAGUCUCAAGAGCAACUAAGGAAUUACUUCAAUAGAUUUUGCACCAAAAAUUGCUGUAAUUCUAACAGUUCACGUCAGAUGGAAUGCCUUGUGCCACUUUUUAUUAAUGUUGUGUCUUAUUGUAUGUACAAACACAUUUAUAAGGAUGCCACGUCACUUCUUGUUAAGAGAAAAGACACCUAUAGAAAUAAAAACAUGGUUUGAGUUUUUAAAA
Branchiostoma belcheri (Belcher's lancelet) is the source of this 3180-nucleotide messenger RNA. RefSeq names its product EF-hand domain-containing family member C2-like. Bases 150 to 2396 code for a protein of 748 amino acids. Gene Ontology annotation, molecular function: calcium ion binding. Gene Ontology annotation, cellular component: microtubule. The record is from RefSeq and is a predicted model, not a curated record. NCBI's taxonomy places the organism in Eukaryota, Metazoa, Chordata, Leptocardii, Amphioxiformes, Branchiostomatidae. Gene Ontology annotation, biological process: regulation of neuron projection development. The transcript has 17 exons.